AAACGUGAAUGAAUGAAGAAGAGGCUUGAGACGCAAGCUCCUACUUUACGACAGACAGUAAGCGAUAGGGCUUUUUGGCAAGAUGGUUUCCUCCGUGCUGUGUGCUGGCACGGUAAGCAGGGUAAGUUCGGUCCUCCAGAGAGAUGGCAAGCAGUUCGGCAAGCAGUUUCUCUUUGACCAUAAAGAGGAGACCUGUUGGAACUCUGAUCAGGGAUCAUCUCAAUGGAUCACACUAGAGUUUCCAGAGAGCGUCUGGGUUUCCCAAAUUGACAUCCAAUUCCAAGGUGGUUUUUCCAGCAGAACUUGCACAGUGGAGGGAUGCCAAAAAGGUGAGGAAUAUGUGAAAAUAGCAGAUUUUUACCCAGAAGACAUCAAUGCCCUUCAGAAAUUUAGUUUUCCCGAACAGUCCGUGCAGAAGAUCAGAAUUUCGUUCUCGAACACUGCAGAUUUCUUUGGAAGAAUUGUUGUUUACCAUCUGGAUGUUCUAGGCCGGAAGUAAAACGGGUUUCCAUUUUUGGUGAAUGGAGAAGUUUUUAUUUUUCGAGUAGAGGUGGACCAAGAAAUGGCGUCCUAUACAAGCUUGAUUCAAAACUGAAUACAUUAGGAUAAUAGUAGUGACUUCAACUGGAAUUUUUACAAUGUAAUGUGAACAUUUGGGGCAAAAUGAUGGUAAAAACGUGGUGCCUGUUCAUCAACGUUACGAUGAGUUUUAGCACCCAGAUUAGAUAUAUGGUCUCCUCAAUCAUCAUCUGUUUUACAAAUGUUAUUACAAGCAUUUUAUUAAAUGAACCCACUACACCUUAA
Messenger RNA from Spea bombifrons (plains spadefoot toad), 804 nucleotides. RefSeq names its product nuclear receptor 2C2 associated protein (gene NR2C2AP). NCBI's taxonomy places the organism in Eukaryota, Metazoa, Chordata, Amphibia, Anura, Pelobatidae. The transcript has 5 exons. Bases 83 to 499 code for a protein of 138 amino acids. The record is from RefSeq and is a predicted model, not a curated record.